UUUGCGCCAACUCCGUGGAGAGGAUGUAGUAGCGGGGUCUGGGGGGGUUGAGGCGAAGGGUUCGUUUGAAACAACAAUAACAACAACAAUAAUACGGUUUGUAAAGGAAUUAUAAUACAAGCAGCAACAGUGUGGAAUACCUGGUUUCUGGUGUGAAGAGGAACGAACGGGUCUCGGAUCAACGUACUGGGUUGUUGUUGAGAUGGCGGGCAGAGGCUCCGCGGAUCACAGAUUCUCUGUCACCGGCUACCGCGGCUGUGGGGGGCGACCUAGGCUCCAUGUCGGCUAGGCCUUGCAAAGGCCGCUUCUCUGGAGGAUAUCGCUGCUUGUGUGGAGACGUGUCACAAGAUCUGCGAAAGUAACAGAACGAGAGGACAAGCCGCUGGAUCCAGAGAGAAGGAGGCCGAGAUAGUCGCGCCACCCGGACACUCUGCACUUGGAUUCUUUGUGUUUGCUUUGCUCGCCUGCUUGCGUGGAAGACAUUUCCCCAGUUAAACAGGAUUUUACAGUAGUUCGUGGCGAAAAGGAGCUACUCGCUGUAUGAAUGUGGGACAAAAUGGAGACAAGAACGAUUGUUUACGAUUUGGACACGUCUGGGGGGUUAAUGGAGCAAAUCCAAGCCCUGCUCGCGCCACCCAAAUCAGAGGAGGGCGAGAAGAGGUGCAGAAGGCCAGAGAAGGAGCCCAGAAGAAGCGGUCGGGCCACCAAUCAUGACACCUGCGACAGUUGCAAGGAAGGAGGAGAUCUUCUAUGCUGUGACCAUUGCCCCGCAGCCUUCCACCUCCAGUGCUGUAAUCCACCUCUGAGUGAAGAAAUGCUACCUUCUGGUGACUGGAUGUGUCAUCGCUGUAUGGUUCGUAGAAAGAAACGUGAGCAGAAAAAGGAGUUCAGCCAAAUAAAUGGGUUGGUAGAAAAAACAUUUGGAAAACGGACUGCUUCCCCCAUCACGGAACUUGAGUUGGGUGGAACAGAUAAAGCAACUGUGGUGCGACUGGACAGCAGUGGAGGAGGAGCAUUCAGAGCAGCCAUAAGUCAUGUUAAGCUGUUAGAAAGAAGGGCCAGCAGCAGACCAGGAACUCCAACCUCCAAUGCCAGCACGGACACACCAACUCCAUCUGAGCAGAAUGAUGUAGAUGAGGAUAUGAUGGAUGUCGAAGAUGAAACUCCUGGCUCGGAUCCAGACUAUACAACUCCAGUGUUAGGCACACCUCACCUCAAACGGCCCUUUGAACUUCUUAUUGCAGCUGCCAUGGAGAGAAACCCAACACAGUUCCAGCUUCCUAGUGACCUCACUUGUACAACGGCACUGCCAGGUACUAGUAAAAGACGACGAAAAGAGGAAAUGACUGGAAAGAAUGUGAAAAGGCCGCAGCAUGAACUUGACCACAAUGGACUUGUACCACUGCCUGUCAAAGUUUGCUUCAGUUGUAACAGGAGCUGUAGAGUAGCACCACUGAUCCAGUGUGACUACUGCCCUCUACUGUUCCAUAUGGACUGUCUAGAGCCACCUCUAACGGCAAUGCCAACUGGCAGAUGGAUGUGCCCCAAUCACAUUGAGCAUGUUGUGCUGAACCAAAAGAAUAUGACCCUUAGCAACCGGUGUCAGAUUUUUGAUCGAUUCCAAGAAAGGGUUUCCCAGCAUGCCAUUAAAGUGGAUUUUCUCAAUAAGAUUCAUAGAAAGUACCCCCCUAACCGGAGAGCAGCAGCAUUACUUAAAAAGAAAGUUCUGAAGGUUCCAGAUGCAAUAAAAUAUCAGUACCAGUAUCCCCCAUGUCUUCUGGCACCAGCUGGUAUCCGUCAUGGUGAGCUGAUUUGUAAUGGAGUUCCAGAUGGGUCGCAAAAGCAACUUUCUCCUUCCCAGCACUUAACCAGCGAGGCAGAGCAGCAUGAGUGGCUCCGCAGUGUUAUUGCACUUCAGUGUAGCAUUUUGAGACAUUUAUCUGUUAAACAGAUGCCAUCAUCGUAUUGGAAUUCAGAACAGCAGGAAAAGCUAGAUAUUAAGCCUUGCCUUUCAGGAGAUGGCUCAAUUGGUAGCUCAUUUUUGGCAGCAAACAGGACAACAGAGCCAAUGUCAUGUUCAAAAUCUUGUAGCAUACCAGUGAGCUCCUCAGGGAUGUCUGCUCAGAACUUUGCAGUCUCUGUAGAAGGUUGUGGUAACAAUUGCUGUCUUGAAAAGCCUUGUCGGUCAAAUGCUUGUGGAACAACUAAUGGACCUGUGGACCCUGUGGCUAAAGCAAAUGGUACACAUUUAUGCAGCACUUCAGUUGAUGGUUGUCGACAGACUGAAAUUCAGCAAAGACUUGUUGGAGACACUAGUCCUACGUGGCUAAGUCCCCAGACACCUCCUUCUGUGGCCUGUGGUAUUCAGAACCAUGUGUCUGUAUCUUCUGUAAAGACAGAGAAUGCAUUAGGCUGUAGUCCAUGUUCUCAGAAAGCACCUCUCACUGCCACAAGUGUGCCUGCCUCUUCAGCCAACUCCUGUGCCAACAUGGACUCCACCAUAGUCACCAGCAGCAGUAGCAACCUUUUAGGUACUAACUUCUCUGGAAUUCAGACAAAUAUACCCACAAGCAAAAAUGCAGGAGGAACAAAGGCAGCAGUUUCAGAAUUCUUGCCAGUGUCUUCACGACGGUUGAGUUCACCCACACCACCUGCAGAUGGUAAACUUAGUCCUGGCACCAUGUCAUCAAGCAGUGGCACAGCACUAUCAUCCCUUUUCUCUACAAGCUCCUCAGCGGUGGCUGAUAUCACCAACUCCAUUAAAGCUCUCAUAGAGGGGAAUGGAGAAAUUGAAUUGAGUAAGCUGGAUGAGAAGUUUGUCAAGCUCUUGGCAUGGCAGAGAAUCCAGCAGCUUUUUGCUGCCAAAGGUCCUAAUCCUCCCGUCAAUCAGUGCAAUGCACCAGUAUUAAAUGCUGAAGCACAAAAUAAGGAAGUGCAAACACGAGCGAUAUUUUAUCCACUUAUGGGCAAAGGAGGAGCAGUGAACAUGUGUUAUAGGACUCUGUACAUAGGAACUGGUGCUGACAUGGAUGUGUGCCUUACCAAUUAUGGUCACUGUAACUUUGUGUCAGGAAAGCAUGCCUGCAUAUUUUUUGAUGAGAACACCAAACAUUAUGAGCUACUAAACUACAGUGAACAUGGAACAACGGUAGACAAUGUCUUGUAUUCUUGUGACUUCUCUGAAAAGACAUCUCCUGUCCCAUCCAGCAGUGUCGUCUCCAAAGUACAAAGUGUCAUACGGAGGUGCAAAAAACAGGAGGAGGAAUCACAAAACAAGAAAGACGACGAAGAGACUGUUGAUGUGAUGAGUAGCCGUGCUCAGGGCCCUGCCAGAAUGCCUUGUAAUUGCAAGGCCAGCAGCUCCAGUCUAAUUGGAGGCAGUGGUGCCGGAUGGGAGGGCACUGCUCUUCUACAUCAUGGCAGCUAUAUUAAACUAGGAUGCCUCCAGUUUGUCUUCAGUAUAACAGAGUUUGCCAGCAAGCAACCAAAAGAUGACAUUAUUUCCGCCUUCACUCCAAAGGGGACAGACACGGAUGAAAAGCUUUCACUCAACCUCCAUCAAGUGCCAGUGUUGCGGUCCAAUUCCGUUCCUUAAUUUGGCCUGCAAGGCUGCAUUAAGAGUGUGGGCAAUGCAAUUAUGCAGACUUGCUGUAGCUAUGAAGCAUUGUAUAGGGACAACAGUUUUUAAAUGUUCACACGUUUGCAUGAAAAUGAAGUACAUCUUUUUGUUUUGUUCAGAUUUACUGAGCAAAUUGCACAUAGAAUUUAUACAAUUGAUUUUUUUUAAUGCAAAAAGCAAUUGUUCUAGAUUUGCAUUAAGAAGAAAGAAGGGAUACUUUGAUUGUCCUCAUCAUUCUAAAUGAUCUAAGUUGAGAUAAAAAGGCAGUUUCCAUUUAACUUGUAAUCAGAAGACUUGUUCUAUUUUGUGCCAGUAAGGAUAGUUUUUAUAUAAAAGCGCUCAAGGUUUUUCAUAUGCAGAAACAUAUAUCUACUCUUGAUCAUUCUUUUUAUUUAAUGUAUAAGAAUCUAUAAUAUCCAGACUCUCUGUUGCUACUUUUGCACUACAGUUAGUUUUUUUUCUUUGUUGUUGUUGUUUUUUUUUUUUUUUUUUUUUUUUUUUCGUAACCCUCUUUUUUUUUCAUUCAGAAUUCAUCAAGGACAAUAAAAGACCAUAGAGUUCAUGUACAUACAUCAUAAAUGGCAGUGUUUCAUUGGAUUUUAAAUGUGUAAAAUGCUACAUGUAAUUUGACAUGGAGCCUCUGUUGUGUUGUUAUGUAUCGUAAAAGAAACUUGUUGUAACUUGUUCAAGUCUUUUUUAUUUUUUGUUUUUUUUUCCAAUACAGUAGUUCAAAUGUAAAUAGUGACUGUAUUGUUUUUAGAUUUUACAGUUGGACACUUUCAUUUAUUCUGUAUAUAGAAAACAAACUUUGACUUCUGUUUCUGCUUGUCUGUUAUAACUGUAAAUACAUAAAGAUUUUUU
Molecule: messenger RNA, 4480 nt
Organism: Erpetoichthys calabaricus (reedfish)
Lineage: Eukaryota; Metazoa; Chordata; Cladistia; Polypteriformes; Polypteridae
Gene: phf12b
Product: PHD finger protein 12b
Exons: 15
Coding region: 545-3595 (1016 amino acids)
Biological process (GO): negative regulation of transcription by RNA polymerase II
Cellular component (GO): Sin3-type complex; nucleus
Molecular function (GO): protein binding; transcription corepressor activity
Source: RefSeq, a predicted model, not a curated record